UAUCCCCUCUCAAAAAUCAAAUUAUCUUACUUCUCAUUCAUUCUUGUGUCUCAUUCUUUCACAUAUAUAUAUAUAUAUUGUUUUUUCAAAAUAAUCGAGAAAUUUCUAAAGGUCAGUAACACACGAAAUCGAAAUUAUUUUUGAAUUUUGAAGGGUCAUUGAAGAAUUCUCAAAUGGUUUAUUAUGGCAUCUUCUUCUCUUUCAUGUUGUUUAUGUACUAGCCUUUAUUGUCAACCUUUUCUCCUUUCUCUUUCUAUCCUCAUUUCCUCCACCAAUCACACUUCUCUAUUGAAAUUCUUAUAAACUUUUCGAAUUCCAAAGAAUAUAUGUGAGUCAUUUUGCGACAAGAGACAUAUCAAUUUUAAAUUAUAAAGUUUGCGAGAUUGGGGAGCAUAUUUGACUCACCAAUCACGCUUAUCUAUUGCAAUUCUCAUAAAUUUUGCAAGUUUGAGAGGUACUUUUAUAAGGAGGAUAUACCACUUCAAAAUCACAAAGUUGAGGGUAAAUCGAAUCGUCUUCUUUUGAUAAUAAUUCAUUCAUUUUUUUUUGAAAGAACCAAAAAAGAUGGCAGUUCAAGCUCAAUACCCAUCAAAUGUUCUAUUUCUAAAUAGAAGUGUACAAGAAGGAAAGAGCCAAAUUGGUAACAAUUAUUCAUCAUUACUACAAUUACAAACUCAACAACAACAACAACAACAAAGUGGAGUUUUUGGUGAAGAAUCAUUUCUUAAUCCUACUCAAAUGUUCAAUCCAAGAGUUGAGGCGAAUUCGCGGAAAAGAGGAAGAGAACAUACCUUAGCAACAGAGAAUCCAUUAAUGUCGAUCGAAUCUCAACAUCAACUUAUCAAUCUUGCUCAAUUUCACAAUAACAAUUCAUCGCAGAUAAAUAUUGUAUCUACUGGGCUUCAAUUAGCUUUCGGAGAUCAAUUGCAUCAACAACAACAUUCUGUUUCUCAUCUAUCUCUGCAUCAUCAAUCAUCAAACGAUUUUCUCGCCUCUCAUAGCAAACAACAACAUCAUGAAAUUGAUCAUUUCCUCCAACUCCAGGGAGAACAAUUGAGGCGUACGUUAGAGGAGAAAAGGAAGCGUCACUAUCAUGCGCUGAUCGGAGCAAUGGAGGAAUCAGCGGCGAGGAGGCUGAAAGAGAAGGAGACGGAGGUGGAGAAAGCAGGGAGGCGGAAUACUGAGCUGGAAGCGCGUGCGUCGCAGCUGACCGCUGAGGCGCGUGCGUGGCAAGUAAAGGCUUGGGAACAGGAAGUGACGGCGGCGACGCUGCAAGCUCAGCUACAGCAGGCGAUGGUGAACGGCGGUGGAAUGAGUACGGUGGAGGGAGACGGCGGCGGCGGAGAGGCGGAGGAUGCUGAGUCGGUUUACGUUGAUCCGGACCGGGUUGUUGAGUCGACCGGCCGGCCGAGUUGCAAGGGUUGUAGAAAACGGUUCGCUUCAGUUGUGCUAUUGCCUUGUAGGCAUUUGUGUCUUUGUAUAGAAUGUGAUGUUGUGGCCCAAUCUUGCCCAUUGUGUAGAUCCAUUAGAACCUCAAGUGUUGAGGUUUUUCUUUGUUAGUGGCCCAAAUAGAAAGCCCAAUUCUAGGCCCAACUCCUCAUCUCGACUCGUGGCAUCUUCAUCACCGAGUAAAAUCCUCGUCAUUAUCAUUCGUAAGAUGAAAGAAUCUCAAUCAUGUUGGGUCGUUGAACUUUAUCAUGUAAAAAAAGAUAUUUGAUUCGUGAAUCAAAACUCAUCUCCAUAAUAAGUUCCUCAAGUUGAUCA
Molecule: messenger RNA, 1764 nt
Organism: Solanum lycopersicum (tomato)
Lineage: Eukaryota; Viridiplantae; Streptophyta; Magnoliopsida; Solanales; Solanaceae
Product: BOI-related E3 ubiquitin-protein ligase 1-like
Molecular function (GO): ubiquitin-protein transferase activity
Source: RefSeq, a predicted model, not a curated record